Sinocyclocheilus grahami is the source of this 1353-nucleotide messenger RNA. Its product is annotated as pituitary adenylate cyclase-activating polypeptide type I receptor-like. Lineage: Eukaryota; Metazoa; Chordata; Actinopteri; Cypriniformes; Cyprinidae. Gene Ontology annotation, cellular component: plasma membrane. Gene Ontology annotation, molecular function: peptide hormone binding; G protein-coupled peptide receptor activity. The record is from RefSeq and is a predicted model, not a curated record. Gene Ontology annotation, biological process: cell surface receptor signaling pathway; adenylate cyclase-modulating G protein-coupled receptor signaling pathway.
GGAGUUACAGGGAUAUUCUGUGUUCUUGGGGCUUCACACACUCUUGGCUUUAAUAUGACUGUUCUACACCUGUGUUUAUUCGCGACUUUUUGGAGAGCUGUGCAUGCUAUCCAUCCGGACUGUGCUAUUAUCUCCCAGUUUAUACAAGACCAAGAGUUCUGCAUCCAGACUAGGAAGAGAGAGAUCAAGAAUCAGUCCCAACAAACAGGAUGUGGGACGGAUUGGGACGGGAUCCGCUGCUGGCGGACAGCCAAUACUGGACAACUCUUUAAUGUGUCCUGUUCAGAUGUCUUCCAGCACAUCUCCAACACUCAAGGUUUUAUAUACAGGAACUGCACGUCUAACGGCUGGAGUGACCCAUAUCCGCCGUACGAGGAAGCCUGUGCAUUUGAAGAUGAUUCAGAAUCUGGGACUGUGACAACUUACUUGUCAACCUUGAAACAGCUGUACACUGCUGGAUAUGCAACAUCACUUAUAUCGCUUAUUACUGCCGUUAUCAUAUUCACAUGCUUCAGGAAGUUCCACUGCACCAGAAACUACAUACACAUCAAUCUUUUUGUUUCCUUCAUCUUGCGGGCAAGCGCAGUCUUCAUCAAAGAUGCCGUUCUGUUCUCAGAUGAAACUCAGGAUCACUGUUUAAUGUCCACGGUGGCGUGCAAAACUGCUGUAACGUUCUUCCAGUUCUGCAUCCUCACUAAUUACUUCUGGCUGCUGGUGGAAGGCUUGUACCUGCAGACGCUCCUCGCCCUCACCUUCGUCUCGCAGAGGAAGUACUUCUGGUGGUACAUUCUAAUAGGAUGGGGUGUCCCAUCAGUCGUGCUGAUCGUGUGGGUGUUGACCAGACAAUUCUAUGAUAACAGAGGAUGUUGGGAUGACACAGAUAAUAUGAACAUCUGGUGGAUCAUUAAAGGACCAAUCACAGUAUCCCUGUUUGCUAAUAUCAUCAUCUUCCUAAAUGUGAUUCGGAUCUUGGUUCAGAAAUUAAAAAGUCCUGGAGUUGGAGGCAAUGACACAGGUCACUUCAUGAGACUGGCCAAAUCCACCUUGUUUCUGAUUCCUCUGUUUGGGAUGCACUACACUCUGUUUGCCUUCCUGCCAGAAAACACGGGGGAAAUAGUCCGGUUUUACAUCGAACUCGGUCUGGGCUCUUUCCAGGGCUUUGUGGUGGCACUCCUUUACUGUUUUCUCAAUGGAGAUGUACAGGCGGAGUUGAAGCGCAGGUUAUGGACGUGGCAGACCCAGACUCAUCUGAGCCCCAGUAAAAAGCGUGGGGUCACCGUUACUCAGAUCAUGAUGCAUAAGUCCACUAAUUAACAGACUGCCGUCUGCAAGGGCUACAUCACAUCUGUGUGA